Vigna angularis (adzuki bean) is the source of this 1739-nucleotide messenger RNA. RefSeq lists its product as uncharacterized. The transcript has 4 exons. The coding region runs from base 436 to 1437 and encodes 333 amino acids. The record is from RefSeq and is a predicted model, not a curated record. Lineage: Eukaryota; Viridiplantae; Streptophyta; Magnoliopsida; Fabales; Fabaceae. Gene Ontology annotation, biological process: transcription by RNA polymerase III. Gene Ontology annotation, cellular component: RNA polymerase III complex.
CUUUUCUUUCCUUCUGCUUCUGACCCUAAAUAAAGGGGCUUUAUCUGUAAAUUGAGAGUAGCGAGCGGAGGGUGAGAGGCUCCGUGAGAGAGUUGUGCGAGAUAGUCAUAGUUAGGGUUUACGCGCAUUUCGUAGUGUAGAUUUUUGACGCUCUUGGAUUGUUGAUCGAGCCUCACGGUGGUGACAGCCCGUGAGCACCUCGGCGUUGCUUUUACGGUGCUUGGAACAUUUAGUGGUGGUGGUGGGAGCAACAGUUAAAGAAAAAGAGAACAAAACCCAUAUUCGCCCAAGCCCCAUUAGCCAUUACAUCUCAGUCUUGACCUAAACUCAAUUAGUGUAACCGUGCAGUGACGAGAAAACAAUGGGAGUUUCAGAUUACGCGGUUAGUGUCGAACAUUGUGAUAACCAUUACGAGACUUAGUGUCAUCAAGAACGAUGAAUAUCUUGCAAGGGAAACGCAAGCGCCAAGACCGGGCUUCUGCACUCUCUGUGUCGAUGACCAACGAGGAGCAGGUGAUUUACAAUAUCAUUCGCGGGAAGGAGAUGGGGAUAUGGCAAGGGGACAUCAAAAGAGAAACCAACAUCCCUGACAGCAUUUUGAAGAAAUCCAUCAAGUUGCUAAUCUCCAAGACUCUUAUCAAGGAAGUUGUGAACAUCCAAAACAAGUCCAAGAAGGUGUUGAUGGCCAUGGAAUUCGAGCCCUCUAAGGAGAUCACUGGUGGAGAGUGGUAUACCGAAGGCAGGCUCGACACACAGCUCAUUGAUGCUCUGUCUGAUGUCUGCUUGAAGCUUAUUUCCCGGAAAAAGAUCGCUACUCGCGAUGCAAUCCUUGAGUGGACUAGAACCUUAGGAAGUGAGGUUUUUCCUAGGGGAGUCAGUUCAGGACAGGUGGAACAAAUUUUAAAAGUUUUGGUUAUGGAAAAUAAGUUACUAGAGGUGAACAGCACUGGUUUUGGGGAUUUUUCAUCUGUUCCUGUUGGUGAAGUUUGUUUUAGGCUGGCGAAAAAGGUAGGCACCAAUGAAGAAUUUUCUACGAGACUUUCACAGGUUAGAUCUGAACAUGAGUCAGCUCCUACACCGGAUGAUGCCAGUAAUGCAGAAGACGACAUACGUAGGACACAGUGCUGGGUCAAGAUCGUUGGUGGGAAGAAAAAGGGUCGACUGUACGGUGCAGGACAACUUGCUGCAAACUAUACAACAUCGAGAGGAGGUACUCUGAAGCACCAACCUUCUUCUUCCACCACUGCUCCUGACGAGGUCGUUCUCCGCCUCACGCAGGCACUGAAGCAACGUGACCAGGAAAUCACUGAUCUGAGAGCAGAAUUUACAAACUUUAAGGCCCUGGUCAUGAGAGUGUUGCCUGAAAUUUCACAGGAUGAAUUCAAUAUCCCUCUGACCCAGCCACGAUCCUCCUUGUCACCUACUGCCCCUCACUAGCCUAUAUCAGUCCAACCCUCAUCAGUCCAACCCUCAUCAGUCCAACCAACACCAGUCUAGCCAUCAACAGUCCAACCAUCAAUACAGGAGCAGGAUGAUGAAGAAUAUCAUUUUGAUGAUAACUAUGUACAUUAUUAGUUUCAUUUUGUUAUUACUUGUUAUAGAAACAUUUGGAUAUUACAACAGUUGUAGUUUAGAUCAUUUCGAUGUUAGAUCAACUGGAUGACUUUGGAUGUUAGAUCCUUUCAUUAUGUUAGAUUGUUAUAUGUUUUAACUAUAUAAAUACAUGUUCUAUGGAUUAA